Molecule: messenger RNA, 4278 nt
Organism: Darwinula stevensoni
Lineage: Eukaryota; Metazoa; Arthropoda; Ostracoda; Podocopida; Darwinulidae
Source: the annotation of a GenBank genome assembly
GUCUCAAAUACUAAUCUGCAGCAAGAAUGACAGGAUUCAGAAUCCCAUCUGACAGUCUCAUGUUUAGAAACUGAGUCUGCGUGUUACACUAAAUAUGGUUGUUAUGGUUCUGUCAUGAGUGCUAUGGAAGAGAUAGAGGAGGGCGUCCAUGAAGCUCCGCUUCCUUCUGGAGAUGCUGUUGAUACUCUUAGAAAAGAACGGGCUGGAAGUCAGAAGCGAAGGCAGCCAAGCAGGGACUCGAAAGCCUGGAUCGAUGGAAUAAAGGUGAUCUAUAAAGGCACCCCGACCGUGGAAGAAGCGUUGGAUUUCUUCACUCGAACCUGGGAUGAUGAUGAUCCCGGAAGGAGAGCGCAGCAACGAAAAGCUAGUCAUGGGGAAGGGAUCCUCUUGCCAGAAGUAGGGGGAGAUGAAGAAAAACUUCUGGAAUUCUCCCAGCUAGAUGACCUCGGGAUCCAUCGAUUGAGUGAUCUCCUGGAAGAGCCCCAAAUACAGAUGUUCGACGAGAAACUCCCUUCCAACAUCGUUCUGAUGCCUUCACGAAACGUCCCUAUUGAAGAGAGGAUUUCUCCUCAGGCAAAACCGUAUUUCUUGGAAGAGGAAGGGUUUUACGUGGGCAGCGAGGUUCCUGUUUCAAAGUUCAAUAAGCAGAAAAUGGAAUAUCGUAUGUGGAGAAGCUCAGCAAAGCAAUGGUUUGGACCCGAUGGUCAGUUGGUGCGGGAACCAGACCCCCUAGAAGAUACUGCAUUUCACAUGUCUUUGGAUGGAGAUAUUCCUGAUGCUCUUGAAACCAUUCAUCUUCCCCCUCUAAGGAAGGAGUUGAUUGACCUGGAGCAGAGGAGUCUCACAGGGACUGGAUCUUAUAUUCUGGAUGUGGACAUUGCAAGUAUCAGCUUCAGUCACCAUCCAUUGUUUGGGGCUGAGCAUGUGAUUGCUCAAGAACUUAAUGCUCAGUAUCAGAUGUAUGCCAGGCAUAUGAAGGUAGAUCGUGCUGGUCAUUGCUGCCAUCGAGUGGAAGCCUUGAGAAAAGCCAUCAAGAACAUCCGUGAAGUUCUGUCUAUGGAGGGCAGAGAUUCUCAGAAGUCCCGUCUUCUGAAGGCCAGGAUGCGGAAUUACCAAGAGGACUUGAGGAGUGCCUGUGAGGAGAGAGACCAGGUGUUUGCUGCUCAGAAAUCAGUGUUCUCCAAGAUUUUAGGCUUAUGGAAGUGCCUGAAGCAAAAGCGGGAACAACAGGGCUAUGCCUCUUCAUCGCUCAAACUUCAAAUUUUGGAAGAUCCAGACUUCAAAGAGGCAGAAGAGUGGAGGAAAUGGGAACAGGAGAUUGAGACAGAAGUGGAGAAUCGACAGGAAGAGUAUGAGGAAAUGUUUCAGAUGCAGCUAGAGGACUAUCGAAAGGAGCUGAGAGAAUGGACCAAAACCAAGACAGAAUGGGAAGCUGCACGGCAGAGGCAAGAUCGACGUCUUGAAGGUGAUGAGGUUCCAAAUGACAAUGAAGAAUUGAGAAGUCACGAUGAAGACAUUUUGUCUUCAAGUUUACAGAAGGAACCUGUUUGCCCGAAGCCUUUUGAAAGAGACAGGGUUAUUCAUGAAGUCAUGGAACAGUUUAAGACCCAUCGUCUCCUUCCAAAUGAAACCCGUUAUAAACUGAAACUCACAUCAUCAGUGCCUGUGACCCCUCAAGAGAAUGUCACCUCAAAAAGAGAGGUUCAGCGUCGAAAUGCCAUGUCCAAGGCCAACAUCUGUGUGAAGCUGAUCAUCAAUAACAAAGAAGUGAGCCGAACACAUGUGAGAACCUUGGGGCAAGACUUUGUUGUUGGAAUAGGAGAGAUCAUCAGUUGUCAUCUGUAUCAACGUCCAGACAGCAUCAUUCUUCAAGUCCUGGAAGGUGGACGACUUCAAACUCAAAAAUUGGCUGCAGUCUCCAUAUCUAUACCUCAUAUUAAUGCAACCAUGGCAACAACUCCACAUGAAACGGUACAAUUCAGCAAUCCUCGUACAGUCCGUCCAGGUAAUGGAGGGGUUGGGUGUGGUAUGCCAUUCAAGUUUGAGAUGGAGCCUGAAUGGUCCAAGGUAGUUGUCACUUCUGGCUCUAUUCUCUGUCGUGCCUUUUGGGGAUGUGAUGAGAAUGGGAAAGUCAAGGCUCCCCCUCCUGAGCGUACCUUUGCAAGGUCAGAGAUUUUUCGCCCUCUCUUCACAUUUGAUGGUGAGAGUGACCAGAGCAGUCGACAGUUAGCUGAUUGGAUGGAAGUUGCCCACCUGGAUCCCAAUGACCCCAAAAAUUCAGCCAUUUUCUCUGUGAUUCGGGCAAUGUCAGAUGCUUCUGAUCCUGGUAGCAUUAACUGCUUUCGACUGGCAGAUCCUCAGGCCUCUGCUGAGUUUGUUGAUGAAUCAGAAAUCUUGGAUGAUCCACGGUUCAAGAUUCUUCUGUUGCGGAAUAGGCAGACCCCUGAAUUUAAGCAUCUCAGUCAGAUCCCUACUGAUUUAUCCUUAGAAGCAGGUCGCCACCUUAUCUCACUGUUAAGGGAUUUUGAGAAGCGGGAAGGAGAUCGAAGCAUGCAGUUCAGUUCCUUGACAAUUGGAGACAAGAUAACAGGGUAUCACUUGCGGAUCAAUUAUAUCCAGAGCAGUCUCCAAAAGUGGGUGGCAUCUCGCAUGGAGAGGGCUCAGAUGCCAAAAAGCCUGGAAGAUCUUGUGUACGAGGAGACAGUCCCAGACAUUGGAGUCAUUGGUGAGAAGUUGCUGCAGCUCCUGUCCUCUCAUCGUCCUCUUCAUCCAAUGCGUUCAGAAAGGCGCAAGAUGAAUAUACAGCAGUCUGUCCUCACACAUGUGAAGCUUGUGAUCAAUGUCAUCAAAGCAACUAAUAUUCCAAUGAGGAAAGACCAGGACAGCAUUCGUUCAUCAGAUGUAGUGAAUGAUCUUUGUGAGGCAUCAAGUGUACGGCCUUUUGUGCAAGUGAGUGUGGAGGACCUGGAGGUGAAAACAUCUUCAACUGAGGGGAAUUCACCCACAUGGAAUGAACAGCUGAUAAUACCCCUAAAAACGCUUGAACAGGAUCUGACUGGAAAUUGGCAGCAGGUAAUGGGUGAAGUGGUAACUCUGGAUUUAUUUGAUGAGAUGACCAUUGAUAUUCUCGAAGAUGACCGGGAGAGAGAUACAACAAUCCAUCAGAGACUGGAACGUCAUUGGCUGGGAUCCUUGAAAAUCCCUCUGUUGAGUUUACUCUCUUCACCCAGGGUGGAGGGUACAUUCUUGAUGGGUGUGCCACAAGUGCUACUGGGAUAUGAGUGGGAAUCACGGACACAUGUCCACAGUGUGGCAUCUCCAACUGGGCUCCCUGCAUCUCCAAUGGAAGGAGGAAGUGGCACAAGUCAAGACAUUACCAUGUCACUGUUCAUAACUCUGAAUCCUCCUGUUGCUAUGCCUUUCAAGAAACAUGAUGGAAAAUAUCCAAGUGAGGAACCCCCAGCCUUGAUAUCUGCUGCUUUCAGUACUGAGAAGUAUUAUAAUGAGAGAUUUCCUGGUCGACUUAUCAAACUUCUAGUUAUGGACAUCACCUGCAAAUCCAUGUUUGUAACUCGUUAUGUCUCUCCUCUUCCCCCACCUGAGCAAGUUCUGCAUCAGAGUGAUGCACGCACAUCUGAUGAACGUGUUGCAUAUUAUGUGUCUCUGAUUCCUGUGACACGAAGCCUUUUUGCACAGAACACAGACUGUGAGAUGUGGAUGGCAUCUGAGCACUUCAUGUCGAUGUUGAAUGGAGAUGUGAAAGAACAUGCCCUUCUACUGACCAACUAUUUUCUGCACAUGGGGAAAAUUGCUUGGCUAUCGAUUGGACAUGGUCAGCUGAAUGGACACACUGCCUUUGUUGUAACACAGGAAGACUUGGAUUAUUUUGUGUGGGUCCCUGAAACAGGACAGCAUUUUAGUUACAAGGAUCCUUUUUGUCCAAUGACAAAAGCUUGGUGUCUCAUCAAUGCAGACAAUGUAUGGAUGAACAUCCAGCCAUAUCAAUCUGAUAAGCCUGGUUUCCUGGUCCUUGAUGUCAACAAUGCAUCUUGUUGGGAGCCAUUCUUUGGGAAGAGCUACUUCCUUCCACGAGGGACACUUGUAACUGUUCAAAAUCCUUUCACCUACAACCCAAUUGAUGUGAGCUUGGCUAAACUCCCUGGAAUCGACAUUGCACUGCCAUCCUACGGUCUCUGUUACCUCACCUGGAGCAGCAAAGAGGAAGUCUUGAGGAGCAUCUGUCUAAGCUUCAUGAUGUCCUUGGAGCAUACAAGGUAA